AAGGAGGGGAGGGAAAAGGGAGCGGGAGCGUCUUUUUCGGAGGGUUUUUUGCGCCUUUAUGGGAUGGAAGGGCUUUGUGUUUCAGUGCAGGGGUGGUUUCAGGAGCUCCAAUAAGGAGGCGGCGCCUGGGUGGAGCACCCAAUGAGUUUCAGGAUUGAGUGACAGCUGUCCAAUGGUCACCCUUAAUGCUGGCAGGGGUUGGGACCCAAGGCUUAACCACCACCACCACCACCAACUAAGGAAUGUCAACUAUUCAACAUGGAGGCGGCGGUUUCCAAGCUAGAAGCGAUGUUCCAGAAAGCAGAAUCAGAUCUGGAUUACAUUCAGCAUAAACUGGAAUUUGAAAUUAUGAAAAGCCUUCCACACAGCCCUUCUGGAGAGGCAAACCCAGUUAGGCUUUUAGAGGAGUUGUCAGAGGUGAAGUCUCGGUACAAAGCUCUGUGUGCCCAGUUGGAACAAGUUGCUAAAGAACAGAAAGAAUCUAGGACCUCCAUCUGUACCACUUUGGAUGCCACGAUGAAAAUGGUACAGCAACUACAGCAGCAAACAAAUAUGGAGCUGUCGCCUCUGGAUGAAGAAGAGCAGUCCGCGUUACAGAAGCUAAGAACCCACUUAACACAUCAGGCUUCUAAAGGAACAGGCUUGCACAAGGCAAUUGUAACAUAAUUUCUUGCACGAAUGUUUUUGUCCGUGGAUUAAUACUUGGUAAUUUAAGCAAGCAUAAUGCAUUUCUUUGGAACCCGUCGAGCCCCAUGAAAUACCCUGGAAGUAGCACCUUUAUGUGGGGGUGAUUCAUUUUUUCAAAAAUAAAAAGUGUCACCAUCCUACAGUCUCUCAAAGUCAUACUCUGGAAGUGACAACCGCAGUUGGCCCUCUCUUGGGCUCUGGGACGAAUAAUUUCACAUGACAAAAUUGCACGGGACACUAAUGGUCUCGGUCUGUAAUAAUAAUAACUGGUUUUUGUUAAAUGCUUACUGAGUGCCACGC
Tachyglossus aculeatus (Australian echidna) is the source of this 987-nucleotide messenger RNA. RefSeq names its product spindle and kinetochore associated complex subunit 2 (gene SKA2). Lineage: Eukaryota; Metazoa; Chordata; Mammalia; Monotremata; Tachyglossidae. Gene Ontology annotation, cellular component: spindle microtubule; outer kinetochore. Gene Ontology annotation, molecular function: microtubule binding. The coding region runs from base 259 to 666 and encodes 135 amino acids. The transcript has 4 exons. The record is from RefSeq and is a predicted model, not a curated record. Gene Ontology annotation, biological process: cell division; mitotic cell cycle; chromosome segregation.